CCCGAGCUUUAACUGUGUCCCCCAUCACUCUCCCAUCCUCUCGCACUCCCACGCCCGCCGCCGCCGCCGCCGCCGCCGCAGAUCUCCCUCCUCCAUGGACUACGAGCGCAUCGAGAAGCCGUCGUUCCCCACGCAGGGCGGGGGCUUCUCGCCGAAGCGGCUGCGCGCGAUGCUGCUGGGCGUGGAGAGGCGCCGCAAGGACGCCGGCGCCGGGGACGACGACGGCGGGGAGCCGGAGCUGGAGGAGGAGUACGGCGCCGUGCCCAUGGCCUCCGUCAGAUCCGACGACGACGCGCGCAGAGGAGGUAGCAUGUGCGAAGAGUACAAGGACGUGGACGUGGUGAGCACCAUGUCGGGAUCUUCGUCCUCACUGGACACCGGGAGCGGACACCGGUCGCGAGACUCCCACCCCAUGGGCUCGAGGUUCAGGGUGCCCGAGGAGGACUCGUGCGAUGCCGAGAGCGUGGCGUCCAACUUCGAGUUCCAUAAGGAGCGAGGGGCCUCCGCUCGGUCUGCGCCCACGGCGGUGGUCGCACCGUUCUCCAAGCCCCCGCCGUCGAAGUGGGAUGAUGCCCAGAAAUGGAUCGCCAGCCCGACGACGAACCGUCCUGGUAGGGCCGGUGGAGCUUUCCCAAGGAAGAUGGAGAAAACUGGCUUUGGUGGAGGAAGGCUGCCGGCGACGAAGGUUGUGCUGGAGGCCAUGGAGGAAAUAGAUACCAAGAGGAUCGAUCCGAGCCAAGAGAAGAGGGAGAUUGGGUGGCAGAAAGCGGCGAACUGGGCCACGCCGGAUCCCUAUUCAGAAGUGGAGCCUUGCUCAAAGUCUGCACCUGGUGCAGAAAGUACCAUAAUUGAUUCAGCUGUUACUUUGAGCUGUGAUUCAUCUACCACGCUUCAGAGUGCCACUGCAUGCAUACCUCCCCCACCAACAGUCCGGUCAGUAUCGAUGAGGGAUAUGGGUACUGAAAUGACCCCAAUUGCAAGCCAAGAACCAUCCCGGACAGGAACGCCUGUGAGAGCAACAAGCCCGGAUUGCUCUCGGCCAACUACUCCACGAAGGACAUUGGGUAUCAAUGCACCUGGCGCUGUUAUCAACCGCGGUGAAUGUAGCAAUGCAGAUUUAAGCGAAGAGGAGUUGCAAAUGAAGACCAGGAGAGAGAUAAUGCUUCUUGGCACCCAGCUAGGUAAAACCAGCAUUGCGGCAUGGGCAAGUAAGAAGGAAGAGGAAAAAGACGCAUCACUUUCUCUCAAGACAGUGUCAUCAGACCAAUCUGCACAAAAUGCAACCGAAGUCCGUGCAGCUGCCUGGGAGGAGGCAGAGAAGGCCAAAUACUUAGCAAGGUUUAAACGAGAAGAGAUCAAGAUUCAUGCAUGGGAAGAUCACCAGAAAGCCAAAAUUGAAGCAGAAAUGAGAAAAAUUGAGGUCGAGGUGGAGAGGAUGCGAGCCCGUGCGCAGGACAAGCUGAUGAGCAAGCUCGCGUCCACGAGGCACACCGCGGACGAGCAGCGAGCUGCCGCCGAAUUGAAGAGGGACCGCAGCGCCGCGAGGACGGCGGAGCAGGCAGAGCACAUCAGGAGAACCGGGCGGAUGCCGCCCUCGCUCGGCUGCUGGAACUGGUGCUCUUAGUUGCAGGCCUGGAAAAACCCAGCAUGUGUUGCUCCUCUCAACUAGUGAAGGAAAUGGAUCUGGCACCGUAGAAUCUUCUUCUCUUUUGAUUGGUUCAGUAGAUAUGUGACGCGAGGACAGAUCACAAGUUGUAACUAUGUAUGUAUGUGUAAGAUGCGAGCUUUCGUGCCUUCCA
This is a messenger RNA of Aegilops tauschii subsp. strangulata, 1799 nucleotides long. RefSeq lists its product as uncharacterized. Lineage: Eukaryota; Viridiplantae; Streptophyta; Magnoliopsida; Poales; Poaceae. The record is from RefSeq and is a predicted model, not a curated record.